UCGCUCCUCCCUCCUCUCCAGUCAGCUGCUACGCUACAGGUUUCUACCCUGACAGAGCCAUGAUGUUCUAGGAGAGAUGGAGAGGAGCUUCAUGAGGACGUGGACCAAGGAGAGAUCCUCUCUAAUUAAGUACUGAAAGGCAAAAUUCGCCAUUGUUCGCUGCUCAGUCUCACUACAAGAAAUGGACCCAGGAUGAGUGUGAUCUGACGGCUGUCUGUUUAUACUCCACCUGCUCACCUACCCUCAAAUCAAGAUUUUGGUUCAUUAGCUGGAUUUGGCGGGACAUCAUGGCUGUAAUGAAUAGUUCGCCGCCCCUUUUCAGGUGAAGCAUGAAUGGCAAUGAAUCUGAAACGGGGAAAAACUUAGAACGACUCGGUCCUUUACCUGUACCCCUGCAUCAAAACAAGAUGAAGUUAUUUUUCCUGCUUCUUUUCUUUGACGUUUCAUCAACAGUGAAACACUCCCUGAAGUAUUUCUUCACUAUAUCAUCUGGAAUCCCAAACUUCCCAGAGUUUGUGGGUGCGGUUCACGUUGAUAACAUUCUGACAGGUUACUGCGACAGCAUCAGAAAGAUACCACAAGUAAAACAGGACUGGGUGAAAACCUAUUUUGAUAACGACCCUGAGCACCUGGACUGGUACACUAGAGAGUGUUCAGAGAAUCGGCCGAGGGUCUUCAAAGCCAGAAUUUCUAGUUUGAUGCAGGACUUCAACCAAAGUGAAGGUGUCCACAUUUUACAGAGGAUAAAUGGCUGUGAAUGGGAUGAAAAGACUGGAGAGGUUACUGGUUUUAUGCAGUACGGUUAUGAUGGAGAAGAUUUCAUAUCACUGGACCUGAAGACACUGACAUGGAUCGCUCUGAAACCACAGGCUCUCAUCACCAAACUGAGAUGGGAUGCUGACAAAUUGAGAAUAAACCACAAUGAGAUCUUCUUCACUCAGAUUUGCCCUGUGUGGCUGAAGAAGUAUGUGGACUAUGGGAAUAGCUCUCUGCUGAGAACAGACCCUCCCUCAGUGUCUCUCCUCCAGAAGACUCCCUCCUCUCCAGUCAGCUGCUACGCUACAGGUUUCUACCCUGACAGAGCCGUGAUGUUCUGGAGGAGAGAUGGAGAGGAGCUUCAUGAGGACGUGGACCAAGGAGAGGUCCUCCCCAACCAUGAUGGAACCUUCCAGAUGAGUGUUGACCUGAAGCUGUCAUCAGUCACACCUGAAGACUGGAGGAGGUACGACUGUGUGUUUCAGCUCUCUGGCGUUGAGGACAACGUCACCACUAAACUGGACAAAGCAGAGAUCAGGACCAACUGGGUGAAGCCCACCAACAUGACCGUCCCCAUUACUGUUUCUGUGGUUGUUGUUGCUCUUGUCGUCAUCGCUGUCACUGGAUUUGUGAUUUACAAAAAGAAGAAAGCGACAUGCCCUCCAUCUUCUCCUAACAACAGCACCGAGCUCUCUGCCAAACUGGAUCCAGAAGCCUGACUGUCAGACACACUCAGUGAGUUACCUCAUACACUGUACUCCCCAUGUGACUGAAAAGGACCUGCAGGCAGGUUUAACUGACACAGGAGUGGUGGCGCACCGUUCAAAUGUGCAGUGUCAAUGCACAGAGUCUACAUGGAAGAGUCAUCAGAGGGAAACUCACCUGUAAGAUCAUUCCAAAGUGUCUGAAGUCUGCUAAGCAACAUCUGGACAAACCAGAGUCAUUUUGGAAACAGCUGCUGUUGACUCAGGUUAGGGCCUUUCCACCCAGCAGACGUGCAUCUCAAAGUUUUCUUGGUCUUCCAGAUCUUGUCUUGACUUCCACAGUUGUAGUAACUACUAUUUCUGAGUGACAUUUCAGACAGAGGAAAUUUCAAGCUGGAAGCACUUUGAUACCUUUGUAUAACCUCCCUCUGCUUUCUAGGCAUCACUUCGUUUUGGCUACUCAGCUUACAGAGUUGUUUUCAGAAGAAGAAAUUGUCUUUCUCAGUGUCAGAUUAUGUAAUCAUAAUCAUGGUCUCAUCUCUAUUGACUGGCAACACCCCGACCAAUCAUUAUUCACUUCUUUGUGUGUCACACUGUUAAGAGCAUGCCAGACUUUUUGUGGUGGUGUGUGCUUCAGUUAUGUCAUACUACAAGGCCUGCGUCAGAGGAGCCCAUGGACCAUGGAAUCACAUAAGGUGCUAGCAACUUCAAAGCUCGAGGACAUGUAAAUAAAAAAAGAAAAUUAAGCAUUUUGGUUUAAAGAGGAAAUUAACACCACUUUUUGCAAAGUACACAUAAUCACGUAGGUCAUUGUUCUAUUAUUAUAUUAAUACAGAUUUUUCAGACAAUACACAACUAUGUACAAAACUGCCUUUUCUGCUUGGAUUUACACACGUGUGUCCUAUUAAAGUUGAUAGGUCAGUGAAGCUGAAUUCUGUGGCCUCUCCUCACCUGUGAAGACAUAGCCUGUGUUUUCUAAUGUGACGUUAAGUGAUGCCAAGUCAUUAUGAUGUUAAUGUUGUUUUAAUUUCUGCAAUCAGAAUACUCAAUGAUUACUUGUAGAGUUCAUUAGGGCCCAUGCAGAGUAGUUCUGUCAUAAACAAGUAUAGACACAUUUUUGCACUGAGGCAGGUAAACAAGUGCAGACAGAUUAUAAGGAGCCUCAGGCAGGAUCAGGUGUCGCAACAACAGGUAACAAACAUUUAUGUGAAAAACACAAAUCUUUUCACAAAUUCUGGAAGCUACCAGGACACCGCCAAUGCGUCGACACACACACCUCCCUAAUCUCAACAACAUGUCAUGUGUACCUGUGCAUCCCUCCUGUUGGGCUGAAAAACAUUAACCAACUUUUUCAUUGAAGUACAGGAGGGUCAUGCAGACAUCUCAGACUGACUUCUGUCAGCUUUUCAGGUUUCAGCAGGUUCCAGCCUUGAAGGUCUAGAAAAACAUGGAGAAAGUUUUGGGGAUUUUUUUUGAGAUCAUCAAAGCAGCAAGUCAGUGUUUGGACAUAGUAGGCACAGUAGGGGGCAGUGUUUUUUGCCCCAGCGCAACUCACAAAAUAUGACUGAUGUAUUUCUCUGGACUGUAGGUAAUCUGCAAAUGCAAAUGUGGGUCAACAAUAACCUACUCUGAGAAUAAGGAUGCUGUAGUUUAUGUAACCAGGCCCCUCAGCUUCUCUCCACAGACUGAAAAACUUCUCUUUGGUUUAAUUGGAGAGAUUUUGGUUUCAUUAAUUGGAUUUGACACUGUGAGAUUUUAGCGACUCAAAAAUUUUCUGAAGUGGGAUAUCAGGAUUCUUAAAAUAACAUCUAAAUCUUAAUAUCAGACAGAAUAAUGAAGACAGUUAUUUCAUAUUUCCCCAUGUGUUUCAAGUUCACCUUUUGAAUUUUAUUUAUGUAGUUUUAGAGGGACAGCUGCCACAUGAAGGUUAAAUCAUAAACGCUCUAAGAUGGUCACAGAUAGACUAUAUAGAAUAUUUGAUGGGUUACCUUGUCAUACAGAACAUUAUUAGAACACUUAUUGUGGAAUAAGGAUAAGCUGACCCCACUGGUCUGAUUAAAACUGGCCAACUUGACUGCACUUUGUACAGAACUCAGAAAGAAGUGACUUGAGGGUCUGUUGAGUAUAAUUCAUCUGAGAUGGUUCAUCUUGUAUAAUGUAUGAUGUGUCCACCGUUUCUCCAGGUGCUUUUCCUGGUACCACUUUCACAUUCACAUAUUUGGAAUGGCGUUCUACAAUAUGAAAAGAGUCCUGAGAACUGCUGUUGUGAUUUGGGGCUAGAUAAAUAAAACCAACUUGACUUGACAUAAGUAUUUCACUGAAACUCA
Molecule: messenger RNA, 3787 nt
Organism: Lates calcarifer (barramundi perch)
Lineage: Eukaryota; Metazoa; Chordata; Actinopteri; Centropomidae
Product: major histocompatibility complex class I-related gene protein
Exons: 8
Coding region: 330-1475 (381 amino acids)
Biological process (GO): immune response
Cellular component (GO): external side of plasma membrane
Source: RefSeq, a predicted model, not a curated record